AUGGCUGACGACAUUUUAGACUUUGAAAGUAAAAAAAAGAAGAAAGCAAAGCCCCUUGUGCAGGAUUUUAAAGAUGAAACAGACAAUCUGGCGAACCAAGAUAUUCUAGACUUUGGUUCAAAGAAGAAGAAAAAAGAUAAACUCUUAAGCUUGGAUGACGUGGGUAACAAAGAGGACUUAAAUCAGGAACCAGAAUUUCAUAAGAAGGACCCAACAGAAAACGGCGUUAAGCAACUUACUGAAAAGCUAGCGGAUGAGCUUAAUUUCUCAGAUAAAAAGAAAAAAAGGAAAUUCAAACCGAUUGAAGUAGAUGAAAAUGGAGUUUGCGAGCUGAACAAUACAUCUGAACUUAUCGUGAGGGAUUCAUCUGGAUAUGAUUAUGAAACGUUGUUAACACGAGUCUUCGCUCAGCUUGGUGAUUUGAAUCCUGAACUUGUAUCAGAUCAGAAAAGGAAGCUCGUAAUGGUUCCCCCCCAAAUGGCUCGCGUCGGGACCAAAAAGACUCUUUUUGUAAAUUUUUCAACUAUUUGUCGUUCUUUAAUGAGAGAUCAGUCUCAUCUCACAACAUACAUACUAACUGAACUGGGUACUCAAGGUUCAGUGGAUGCUAACGGUGCUUUACUUAUUCGUGGACGUUAUACAAGUAAACACAUGGAACCUGUGCUGAGAAACUACUGUAGAACUUACGUGUUGUGUGGUACCUGCCAGUCUUCUGAAACAGACUUAUGCAAAGACUCAAGACUUCUUUUCCUACACUGUCGACGAUGUGGAUCUCGUUUCACUGUAAAAACAGUGACUUCCGGAUUCCAAGCCUUGACAGGGAAACGUGCUGCUUUGCGGGCGAAAACACAAUGA
Molecule: messenger RNA, 855 nt
Organism: Schistosoma rodhaini
Lineage: Eukaryota; Metazoa; Platyhelminthes; Trematoda; Strigeidida; Schistosomatidae
Source: the annotation of a GenBank genome assembly